This is a messenger RNA of Chlamydomonas reinhardtii, 2504 nucleotides long. RefSeq lists its product as uncharacterized. Gene Ontology annotation, cellular component: cytoplasm. Gene Ontology annotation, molecular function: calcium-dependent cysteine-type endopeptidase activity. The record is from RefSeq and is a predicted model, not a curated record. NCBI's taxonomy places the organism in Eukaryota, Viridiplantae, Chlorophyta, Chlorophyceae, Chlamydomonadales, Chlamydomonadaceae. The coding region runs from base 239 to 1627 and encodes 462 amino acids. Gene Ontology annotation, biological process: proteolysis. The transcript has 14 exons.
GCUGAUUAGAUAAGUCUCACUCACUCCAAUAUAAGCGCUAGUCAAGUUACUUUGCCGGGGCCGCGUUUGUUCUCGCUCGCUCUUUGUAUCGCAGCUCAUCUUCCGUGUGUACUCUAAUCCAUGCAAGUCCAUACAAAGAGUUAAAAUGAGAGCGCGGCACCGACUGAAGUUUGUGGAGCUGUUGGACGACUAAAACAGAGUUAGUCGAGCGCCCGCUUGGCAACAGUUGCUGGUUUGAAUGGGCGAGCACCAGAUAGGAGCGCCCACGGAGCUGGAUAAGCUCGACGCUGGUUUCAGAGACAGCCGGAAGACAUGGCUGUGCGUUGGGAAAGCCAUUUUCUGGCCCAUCAUCCUGCUUGUGCAGGCUGUGUGGAUUUACUUCUUCGGUUGCCUCUUCGCGUACGGGAAGCGCCUUGGGCGAGGGGUGCUAUGUGGACUCUGCGUGUGCUGCAGUUGCACAUACAAGGACAAGAAGUUCCCACCCACACACGCUGCCAUCGGUGCAUGGGAAAACAAGUCUCCGGAGCAGAUCGAUAGCGAAAUUAAAUGGCGGCGGAUUGGUGACAUUGUGGCGGCGGGCGGCAAGAGCGGGGCCAAGCUGUUCGCAGGCAAGAUUGAGCCGGCGGACAUCUGCCAGGGCGGCCUAGGCGACUGUUGGCUCAUGAGCGCUCUGGCGUGCCUCGCCAACCAGGAGGGGGCCGUGCAGCAGGUGUUCCUGACAAAGGAGUACACAAACUAUGGGCGCUACCGCAUCCGGCUGUGGGAUGCGCCCAACGAGAAGUGGGUCACGCUGACCAUAGACGACUGGAUCCCCUGCAACGCCAACACUGGCCAGCCCGUGUUCGCCAAGCCCAACGGUGACGAGGCCUGGGUGCUGCUGCUGGAGAAGGCAAUGGCCAAAUUCAAGGGCUCCUAUGCCAAUCUGGACGGCGGCAGCACCAUGUGGGCGCUUGAGGCGCUGACAGGCGAUUACGUGUUCGAGUUCCGGCUGGAACCCAAGCUGAACAAGUGGCAACGGCGGGAGAUGUUCCACCGGUCCAACAACACCGGCGGCUUCGACGUGCUGUUGCGUCUCACAGACGACGCCCUGGACGGCGACGAAAUGUUCUCGACGAUGCUGUUCUACAACCGUAAGAGGAGCUUCAUCGCCGCCAGCACGGGCAGCGGCAGCGACAAGGACAACGUCAACGGCAUUGUGCAGGGCCACGCCUACGCCGUCUGCAACGUCAAGCUGGUGGACCGCUUCCAGCUGGUGCAGCUGCGCAACCCCUGGGGAACCUUCGAGUGGGACGGGGCAUGGAGCGACAAGAGCCCGCUGUGGGAGCAGCAUCCCAAGGUGAAGCGCGCGUUAGACUUCACACCCGGCGACGACGGUACCUUCUGGAUGGAGUGGAAGGAUUUCUACUCCUACUACAAGUGCCUGGACUUCUGCAUCCGCACCACGGGAUUCGACGACAUCGCCAUUGACCUGCACGAGGAGCGGCUGCUUUGUGGCCCCACGAUAGGCUGCGUGAUGGGCUGCGCGCGCUACUGGCUGUGCUGCCUGGGCAUACGCGCGCUGUUCUUCAGCCGGAAGGCGCGGCAUUUUGAGAAGCCACCGGCGGAGGGCGGCUGCAUGGGCUGUUGAGGUCGGGAGAAGGUCCCCGGAGCCGCAGUCUGCAGCUGCAGCAGGCCAUUGCGCCCCCGCAUCUGGACUUGAGACGGGAGUGUGCGCGCCUGUUUGCACUGCUGGUUGAAAGGUUACAAAGAAGUGCUUUUGUGUCCAAAUGAAGGAUGUGGGCGUAAAUUUAUUGACUACCGUACCACACUGAAGUGAUUUAUUGACUACCACACGCAGCACUGACGUCUUGGGACACCACUCUUUGACCGCGCAUUCAUCCACAUAACGUUGGUGUGCGAUCCCUUUGGUGCCAACAGCCUUAAAACAGUUGGAGGCGAUCCGACAUAUGUACUGUAGGCGCCUAGCUAGGGCUGCACACAACGUUGCGUGCCCCAUGUACAUUUGCACAAGCCGGAACAAUUCCAGCAGCCAGUGGGUUUAAUUCUCAAACUUACCCAGCAUGACGACCUAACGGCUCAAGUACGUUCCUACAAUUUUCCCAGUAGCACAGCGCCUCCACAGUCCACACUACGAGUCUACGACUGAACGCGUUGGUGUUGCGCCAAGAACAGGCGGCAGACUGAGACAUUUAGCAGGCGCGCACAGCCUCCUUUCCUAGGUCCAGGCUGUUUAAGGCCCAGAGCCCCGGACAGUAAGAAGGCAGGCUGGUGCGUGCACACAAGACUCAACGUGUGUCACACUGUCACCCCACAGGUGAGGCCGUGAUGUCCAACUCAGCAAACUCAUGUCAUGAAGGUCCGAGAGAUGUCCUGAUAGCAUACACCACAACACAUUAUGAUGUCUAACACGGUUGAUUCCGCAGUAUUAACGGCCCUUAUGCUAUAGUAAGCGGGGCACAGCGCGUACGUGCGGUCAUCCACUGCUGCGUACAAACCUUCACUAG